Molecule: messenger RNA, 3066 nt
Organism: Dryobates pubescens (Downy woodpecker)
Lineage: Eukaryota; Metazoa; Chordata; Aves; Piciformes; Picidae
Gene: GRPEL2
Product: GrpE like 2, mitochondrial
Exons: 4
Coding region: 138-812 (224 amino acids)
Biological process (GO): protein folding; protein import into mitochondrial matrix
Cellular component (GO): PAM complex, Tim23 associated import motor
Molecular function (GO): protein homodimerization activity; adenyl-nucleotide exchange factor activity; protein-folding chaperone binding
Source: RefSeq, a predicted model, not a curated record
CCGCCGAGGCGCUUCCCGCGCCGCCCGCCGGGACUCGUAGUCCCCGCAGAGGCUUCUGGGAGCUGUAGUUGGCGGGCUGCGCCGGCGCGCCGCUCCCCUCCGCCAGUCCGUCCGGCCCUCGGUCUGUCUGCGGGGCGAUGGCCGUCCGCUCCCUGCGGCGCUUCGGGACCGGCCUUUCCCUCGGCGGCGCGGCGCGGCGCGGCAGUUUUUAUUUCAGGGCAUCCUCCUGUGUUUUCAGCACUGCAGCUCAGCAGAGAAGUACAGGAGACGAGUGUGGCCCAGAAGAUCCACGUGAUGAGCCCAAGCAUCCCCUUUCUGACUGUGCCUUAGAGCACAAAGCCAUCAAAUUGGAAGAACAAGUCCGGGAUCUAACUGAGCGAUACCGGAAGGCCUUGGCAGAUUCUGAGAACGUCCGGAGGAGAACGCAGAAGUUUGUGGAAGAUGCCAAGCUCUUUGGGAUCCAGAGUUUCUGCAGGGACCUUGUGGAGGUAGCUGAUAUCUUGGAGAAGACCGCCGAGAGCGCCGCGGAAGACGCAGAACCCAGCAAUCCAAAUCCAACCCUGAAGAAAAUCUACGAAGGCCUCUCUCUCAUAGAGGCCAAACUGCACAGCGUGUUCGCCAAGCACGGCCUCCAGAAGAUGAACCCUGUUGGCGGCAAAUACGACCCCUACGACCACGAAAUAGUCUGCCACGUACCGGCCGAGGGGCUGCAGCCAGGCACCAUCGCCCUGGUGACUCAGGAUGGUUAUAAACUCCACGGUCGCACUAUCCGGCACGCGCUGGUCGGCGUGGCGGUGGAGUCACAGGAGUGACCCGGGCUUAGCCGUGGGCAUCUGGGACCUUGCUGAGCUGAGGACCCCUCAGCGCUCAGUCACAGCUGCAGCUGCAUGUCUUUACUUAUUUAUUGAGCGGGGUUUGUAUUGUGUGUUGGCUUUACACUGUGUGCAGUCGUUUUGCCCCGAGUCCCAAGGUACUUGUGUAUUUAAUAACCCUCUUUGAGGUGUGUGGAGUAGCACCAGGAGCCUGCUGGUAGUCCGAAACGUGGCGCUGUAGCCCCUUUUCCGCUGCUCAUUUCCCCGUUAAUGGUUUAUGGGGAAGAGGGGACAUAGGGGAAAGAAAGGGAAAUCUCCAAGAGCUAGGGAGUCUUGUCUCCUGCUUCCAUUUCUGAGACAGUCUCCUGCAGUGGCCUUCGGGAAAGUAUCUUCUCCAACUCAGUUUCCAUAUGUGUAGUAAAGGAGUAGAAUAAUACUGACCUACCUCACAGGAAUGUGGUGAGGCUUUUUCUUUGCAAAGCACAGAGAGAGGAAAAGCCCAAAGAGCUGACUGUUAUUAUCAGGCUGGUUUUGGUGUCUUCCCUUGUCCCCAGACUCCUAAGGUGGGGCUGAAUAUGAUCACUUGAAAUGACAUUCAGAGGCAGCUUUUUCUUGUGUCACUUCAGGAAAACAAUCCUGAAUUGAUGACAUCUCUGUUGUACUACAGUUGAGUAAGGAUGACAUUUUAAAGACAAUUCAGUUGUUAGGCCAAGGCUAACAUGUUCAUGUUUGUUCUUCAGGUAAAAUUUCAGCUUUCCUCAUUCCUUGGUGGAGUCAGAAAAUGGCUCUCAAAUCUUCUUUUCUUUUUCCCCAGCCAAAAAGUAUAUUUUUGAGGAGAGUAAUUUCUCUGCCCUGAUGGGUAUUUGUGCAGCUUUCAAGCAUGAUAAACUAUACACUCUUUGUUGCAGCUGCUGGCAAAAUGGAGAUGUGCCCUUCAGCAAGAAAUCUGGACUGUUCUGUUUUCUCAGCUCUCCAAUAAUGAUACUCAAAUAACACUCAGAUAACUUACAGUUCACAUUCAGAUUCUACUUUUGCGCAGUCGUAGUAAGUAUUAAACCUUUUGGGUUUUGACACAAGGAGAAAAAUCUCUUCUACUAAAAGUCUCAAGUGCCCUUGAACCAAUUUUAGCAGCAGUGUCAAGAAAGCAAGAGAAGCAGAAGGCUGAGGAGGUGAAAGCUGACUUCAAGCCACCCUCUUCGUUGGAGGCAUGUUGUUGUCACAGCAUGGCAGAUGUCUUUCCCAGUGGCCCUUUUGCCUGGGAGUCCAUUUAUCUCAGCUGAAAGGAUGCAGUCCCUGAGUAAGAUCAGAAUUUAACUCUUGGCAGAGCAGCAAGCAGUCUAAUGACAGAAGAGUUGUGUAAACCAUCCUGUGGUCUGCACCACACAAAGCCAAGGCAGGAAUGGUGGUUUUCAGGUUGUUUCUUACAGAUUCGUUAAUUUCUGCCUUUCUACUUUCUGAAACUGGAUCCACAGCCUGACAGUUACUUCAGAUCCACUUGCAAAAACUUUUUACUUGUGAUGGAUGUCAUCAGUGGUUUGGAGGAAAGCUUGUUCUCCUCCCAUUCCUUUGCAGGCUUCAGUUGCAUAAUCCUUUUGUGGUGGACUUCAAGAUUACCGCAGCCUUCGAUUAGCAGCUAUGGAGAGUUUCACCUGGGGAGACUCUGUGCAGCUAGUUGGCUAUCAUUACAGGAACUUAAGGAAGAUGCACAUUUCUAAUAUGCUCUGUGCAAGCUGCUUUAGUGACAGCUCUGUGUGGGCAAUUCAGUAGCAGAUACUUUCUGAAGUGCGGUUUUCUGCCUGUCUGUUGUUAGGUUUUGAGGCAGGUACGUGAGAUUUCAACGCUGAAACCCUGCUUCACAGCAGCAUUUGAUCACUUUGGACAGAUCUCUUGUUCAGUGCUCUCAUUUUAGCAUGUUGAGAAUGCAUAGAGAGAUAUAAGAGUUCAUGUUCAUUAUUUUGCUGGUCUGUGUGCCGACUGGGCCACCAGGUUGUGCUGUUACUCAAGACAAAGAAUGGAUAAAAGAACAGUAAAAUAUGUAACACGGCAGUGCAAGUCUUGCUGUUCUGCCUCAGGACUGUCUGCAGCCUGCUCUGAGGAACCUAUGAAAGGAGUGUGUGGGUUCUCUUCUGCCUCUUCAGCCCCUGCUAGGUCAGCUGAGUCUUUUUUGCAAUAUGAGGGUAAAGCUGGUUAUGGAAAAUGACUUUGAAUGUGAAACUUCAUUUAUAGGGAACAAAACAAAAGGCAUUUUACAUGA